CUGUGUCAUAGGUCUAGCAGUGAUAGCAUUAGUUUCUGAUCGAAGAUCUUUAAAAUUUUUGAUCUCUAACAUCAACUCACUGCAGAGAACCACCAAUUGCCAUACUAUAAUCAUGUCUUCUAACAAGAUCUGGCUGCGUGCCGAAACUAAGCCCGCCGAGGCUCGGUCUGCCUUGACCCCAACAACCUGCAAGGCUCUUAUCGAUGCCGGAUACGAAGUGACAGUUGAACGCUCGACACAGCGGAUCUUUGAUGACGAGGAAUUCGCGAAGGUCGGCGCCCCGCUGGUGGAGGAAGGUUCUUGGGUGAAGGAUGCACCCAAGGAUGCCUACAUUCUGGGUCUCAAGGAGCUCCCUGAAGACGAUUUCCCUCUUGAGCACGUUCAUAUCUCCUUUGCGCACUGCUACAAGCAACAAGGUGGCUGGGAGAAGGUCCUCAGCCGCUGGCCUCGGGGAGGCGGUACUCUCUUGGAUCUUGAGUUCCUCACUGAUGAUGUUGGCCGAAGAGUCGCUGCUUUUGGUUGGUCGGCUGGGUACGCAGGGUCCGCUUUGGCUGUCAAGAACUGGGCCUGGCAGUUGACGCACCCUGAGGGCGAGCCUUUGCCUGCAGAGGCCCCGUAUGCUAACCAGGAUCGCCUGAUCGAGUCUGUCAAGAAGUCCCUCGAGGCUGGUAAAAAGCAGUCUGGCCGCUCCCCCAAGAUUCUCGUUAUCGGAGCUCUUGGUCGUUGCGGUAGUGGCGCCGUGGAUUUGGCCAAGGAUGUCGGUAUCCCAGACUCCGAUAUCAUCCGGUGGGAUAUCGAGGAGACCAAGAAAGGUGGUCCUUUCAAGGAAAUCGUCGAGGAUGCUGAUAUCUUUGUGAACUGUAUCUAUCUUGCGUCCCCCAUUCCACCCUUUGUUACCCCGGAGACCCUUACUUCUCCCGCUCGUCGCUUGUCAGUCAUCUGCGACGUGAGCGCUGAUACGACCAACCCACACAACCCUAUCCCGGUCUAUAAUAUCACAACCACCUUCGACAAGCCUACGGUUCCCGUCACUGUGUCAGGCGGAGACCAGAUCGCUGGCUUGAGUGUGAUCAGCAUCGACCAUCUCCCGUCUCUUUUGCCCCGUGAGAGUUCUGAGAUGUUCAGCCAGGCCUUGCUCUCUAGCUUACUCCAGCUGAAGGACCGGCAAAAUGCCCGUGUCUGGAAGCAGGCUGAGGAUCUCUUCGAUGAGAAGGUUGCCACAUUGCCUGAGAACAUCCGAGAAUACCAAGCAAGACACAGGCAUCAGCAGCAUCUCUACCGCCAAUCGACGAGGAGUGUUCCAUUGCGACUGUCGCGCUUGAUGCAGGAAAAGUCGACCACUGUCGCCGCUUACGCGGCGGGCGCAUCUCUUGCGGCUAUCGCUCUGUUCUACGUCUUCGGGCCCAACUACACUAUUGAUGGAGACGAGUCACUCGAUAGUACCCGCAAGAAGAACAUAGUGGGUUUAUCUAAUCCUGCCAAUGACUGCUUCAUCAAUUCUGUCCUGCAGGCUCUUGCGGGGCUUGGCGAUCUGCGUGUCUACUUGAUCAGAGAGCUCCAUCGACGUGAACUGGACGGCCCCGAGAUAUAUAAUAUACUUCCUUCUCCGGAAGAGAUGCCACGGGAUGGAAAGCCUGAUAGAAUAAGGGAAUUACAGCUAGGAACUAUCACAAGAGCGUUGAAGGAGAUGCUGGAUCGAUUGAACGAACGCCCAAUCUACAAGAAGACUAUCUCCGCACGGCCUUUCAUCCAGUCGCUCGAAUAUGCAUACCGGACACGCAUCAGUCGCAACCAGCAGGAUGCACAGGAAUUCUUGCAGAUCGUCGCGGAGAGGCUUUGCGACGAGUAUCAUGCCGGCGUUAAAGCGCGACAACGAGCAAAGGACAUGAUUGGACCGUCAGCAGGCCUGGAGAUCAUAGAACCAGACGAUGUGUCUUCCCCCAAGACUCCUGCUGAAGUAGAGGUGCGGAUAGAUGACGGAUCCGAAACCGGUCUCCCGGCCAUCAUCGACAACAAGCUCCGAGAAAUUGACCAUGAGCAUGGCUUUCCAUUUGAAGGCCGGCUUGAGUCUCAGAUUGAGUGCCUGUACUGCCACUACCAGUAUAGGCCUAAUCAGACUUCUUUCGUGAACCUGACCUUGCAAGUGCCUCAAAAGAGCUCUACCACUCUCAGCGCCUGCUUCGAUGGUUUACUCAAAACCGAAUACAUCGAAGACUUCAAGUGUGACAAAUGUCGAUUACAGCAUGCCGUUGAACUGAAGAUCCAGGAACUGCACCGCACACGCACCAAGGAUGACCGAAAACAGCUCGAGGCGGAAAUUGAGCGAAUUCAGACGGCACUCGCUACAGACCCAGAGGGGCCCUUAGAGGGAGUCACCCUGCCACCUUCUGAACUCGCUCCCAAGCGAAGGAUUGCGCGACAUAUGCGGAUCACGACCUUCCCCAAGAUCGUCGCCAUUCAUCUUUCGCGAUCGAUCUUUGACCAAAGUAGUUCCACCAAGAACGCCGCCAAGGUGUCUUUCCCGGAGAGGCUUCCCCUCGGCGGUAUCUUGAGUCGGGAGUGGUUUAGACUGCUUGCAAUUGUCUGCCAUAAGGGCAGCCACCACAGCGGACACUACGAGUCAUUCCGACGCAAUCAUCUUUAUCCACCCUUCUCAACGCCAGACGCGUUCAGCUCGUACGCCCAGAGCCGGGCUGCUAGCGAAAACCCAUCCGAAGCCCCUAGUCCUCAGCUCAGAGCUCGCAAUUCCUCGGACACUGAGCCUGCAAAUCUCAACAUCUCCACGUCAAUAGCCUCUCCGACUCGCUCCUCUCAGCUACAACCCCCUCCGUCACCCACCCCUCGGCCGACAUCGAGCCCACGGGUCUCUUUCCAAAGUACUCGAACCAAGUCAUCAACCUCCAAGCAAAACCUCUCACCCGUGUCUGACCCGCACAGCCCAUCAUCCACGGAGGGUGGACGUUGGAGCAAGUCAUUUUCACGAGCAUCCUUCACCAGCGACCGUAGUACACCAGCCACUUCAGUCGAAGCUUCGACCGGUUCCAAACCCCGGCUUCACCGCCGCCGCAAGCCGAACGAUCGGUGGUGGCGCAUCUCCGACGAGAAAGUCAAGGAAUGCAAGACAUCCGAUGUUCUGGGAAUGCAGCGCGAGGUUUAUCUCUUGUUUUAUGAGAUCGAAAAACCGACACCUGGCGUAUAA
Molecule: messenger RNA, 3199 nt
Organism: Aspergillus ibericus CBS 121593
Lineage: Eukaryota; Fungi; Ascomycota; Eurotiomycetes; Eurotiales; Aspergillaceae
Product: bifunctional saccharopine dehydrogenase/ubiquitin carboxyl-terminal hydrolase
Exons: 11
Coding region: 113-3199 (1028 amino acids)
Biological process (GO): protein deubiquitination
Cellular component (GO): cytoplasm
Molecular function (GO): saccharopine dehydrogenase (NAD+, L-lysine-forming) activity; cysteine-type deubiquitinase activity
Source: RefSeq, a predicted model, not a curated record